Molecule: messenger RNA, 3910 nt
Organism: Myxocyprinus asiaticus (Chinese sucker)
Lineage: Eukaryota; Metazoa; Chordata; Actinopteri; Cypriniformes; Catostomidae
Gene: myo1g
Product: myosin IG
Exons: 22
Coding region: 225-3260 (1011 amino acids)
Biological process (GO): actin filament organization; vesicle transport along actin filament
Cellular component (GO): vesicle; myosin complex; microvillus
Molecular function (GO): microfilament motor activity; actin filament binding; ATP binding
Source: RefSeq, a predicted model, not a curated record
UUCUCUCGAACAGGAUGACAUGCUGAAGCCUGCAGACCGCAGUAGUCACUGACUUCAUUUAGCACAGCCUCAGAUCAACCAAAGAUCAAGACACAGGCCACACCCAUUCUUGUCUCCUCUACCGGCUUUGAGAAGACGAUAGCCACUGCUCUGUUUCUCUGCCUUUCUCGUCGCCCUCCACUCUUCUCUCCAUCCGUUUGUCCUUCAGAUAGACACCUGCAGGGAUGGCGGAACUGGAGGGCUUGGAGUUUGGAAAGUCUGACUUUGUGCUUCUAGAUGAAGUGACUAUGGAGCAGUUUAUGGAGAAUUUGAAGAUGAGAUUUGAGAAGGGUCGAAUCUACACUUUUAUUGGAGAAGUGGUGGUGUCAGUCAAUCCGUACAGACAGCUGGAUGUCUAUGGGAAGAAGGUCAUAGAGGACUACAGGGGCAGAGAACUAUAUGAAAAUCCACCUCACCUGUAUGCUGUCGCCGAUGCAGCUUACAAAGCCAUGAAGAGACGAGCCAAAGACACAUGCAUUGUCAUUUCAGGUGAAAGUGGAGCAGGCAAGACUGAGGCAAGCAAGUAUAUAAUGCAGUACAUUGCGGCUAUCACCAAUCCCAGCCAGAGGGCAGAGGUCGAGAGUGUGAAGAACGUGCUCCUGAAGUCCAACUGUGUGUUAGAGGCCUUUGGGAAUGCAAAGACCAACCGCAAUGACAACUCCAGCCGCUUCGGGAAAUACAUGGACAUCAACUUCAACUUUAAUGGAGACCCCACAGGAGGACACAUCAACAACUACCUGCUGGAAAAGUCAAGAGUUGUCCAACAGCAUGAGGGAGAGAGAAACUUCCACUCAUUUUAUCAGUUACUACGGGGAGGAUCGGAUGAUUUGCUUGAAUCAUUGUAUCUGCAGAGAGAUCCCGCCAAAUAUACUUACACCAGUCAAGGAGCCUCUGUCACACUCGCCUCCAAUAAUGACUCCUUAUGUCAUAAAGCCGUGAUGGCAGCACUGACAGUGAUUGGUUUCACUGCAGAAGAGAUCAGCUCCAUCUACAAGAUCCUUGGGACCAUCCUAAACUUGGGUAACCUUCAAUUUACUAGUGAUGGUGAACAUGUUGUGCUUGUUGGAGACGACACAGUGAACCAUAUUUCUGAGCUGACCUCCACAGAGCCUGAGAACACCACAAAAGCACUACUAUACCGCACAGUGGCUACAGGGGGUGGUGAGGUCAUCGAAAAGGGACACAGUGAGCAGGAAGCUAGCUAUGGAAGAGAUGCUUUUGCCAAGGCUUUGUACGAAAGAUUAUUUGGGUGGAUAGUGGGUCGUAUCAAUGCUGUGAUUGAAGUGAAGGACUACAACCCUGCCCUCCAUGGCAAAAAUACUGUUAUAGGUGUGCUGGACAUCUAUGGCUUUGAGAUCUUUGACAAUAACAGUUUUGAGCAGUUCUGCAUUAACUACUGCAAUGAGAAGCUACAACAACUCUUCAUUGAGCUCAUUCUACGGCAGGAGCAGGAUGAGUACCAGAGAGAGGGAAUCACUUGGCAACAUAUUGAAUACUUUAACAAUCAGAUCAUAGUGGACUUGGUGGAGCAGCCUCAUAAGGGGAUCAUCUCCAUCCUGGAUGAGGCAUGUCUUACUGCGGGAAAAGUCACAGAUAUUAUCUGCCUGGACAGCAUGAACAAAAAGCUAGGCCAGCAUCCUCACUACACUUCCCGGAAGCUUUUUCCUACUGACAAGACCAUGGAGUUCAACCGAGAUUUCCGUAUUCGACACUACGCGGGAGAUGUCACGUACUCAGUUGAGGGUUUUCUUGACAAGAAUAAGGACCCGCUGUUUCAGGAUUUCAAGCGGCUGAUGUAUAACAGUUCUGACCCAGUCCUCAAAGAAAUGUGGCCUGAUGGGAAAAUGAGUAUCACAGAGGUGACCAAACGGCCUCUAACUGCAGCUACACUCUUCAAAAACUCUAUUAUUGCUCUAGUGGACAAACUGGCCUGUAAGGAGCCCUAUUAUGUGCGGUGUAUAAAGCCAAAUGAGGUGAAGUCCCCUUUGCUGUUCGAUGAUGCACGCUGCCAGCACCAAGUGGCUUAUUUGGGCCUACUGGAGAACGUCCGUGUGCGGCGAGCUGGAUUCGCUUACAGACAGCCUUAUGCACGCUUCCUUCAGAGGUAUAAGAUGACCUGCGAGUACACGUGGCCCAAUCACCUAAUGAGCACUGACCAGGAAGCUGUGGAGGCCAUUGUGAACCAGCACGGCUUUGAGGAUGAUGUAGCAUACGGUCACACCAAACUUUUCGUGAGAACACCUCGCACGCUCUUCACGCUGGAGCAGGAGAGAGCAGCCCUCAUCCCCAUAUUAGUGCUGUUCUUACAGAAGGUAUGGAGGGGUGCCUUAGCUCGUAUGCGCUGUAGGAAGAUCAGAGCAAUCUAUACUAUAAUGGCAUAUUAUAAAUGCUAUAAGGUAAAGGCCCACUUCUGGGAAGUGGAGAGACGCUUCGUCAAUGUUCGAAACAUGGCCGACUACGGCAAGAGCGUGGAGUGGCCAACACCGCCUGCAGCCCUAGCACAGUUCCACAGAAUCACCAAACACCUCUACCGGCGAUGGUGGGCGAGGCAGCUGAUUAAAAACAUCCCCCCAUCAGACAUGGCAGAGGUGAGGGCAAAAGUAGCUGCUCUGGCAGCUCUGAGCGGGGAGAGAGUGGACUGGGGUUACAGUCGUGCCUGGGAGAGAGACUACCUGGCCAAUGUGAAGGACUCUCCAGUAACAAGCUCCAACUUUGUGCGAAUCACCAAAGAGCUAAAGAACAAAGACCAGUAUGGUCAGGUCCUCUUCUCAUGCUUUGCCAGGAUGCUUAACUGGUUCAAUAAUACAAAAGACAGAGCUCUACUCAUCACGGACAAGCAUAUUUACAGACUGGAACCUAAAAAACACUUUAAAGUGCAGAAACGAAUACCGCUUGACUCUGUCAUUGGUUUGAGUGUAACAAGUGGCAGUGACCAGAUGGUGGCGCUACACACUGCAUCUCAGGAUGACUUUUUGGCGCACUUACAGAGGGGUCAAUUGAACCAAAAUCAAGACCGUAUUGGGGAGCUGGUGGGCACCCUCACAGACCAUUUUACACGAGUGAAGAAUACUCCUCUGCCAGUGAAAGUGUGCUCCACUGGAGUCCAAGUACACAUGAGUGGUAAACCGAAGACCAUCACUGUGGAGACCAAGCCAGGUCAGACUACCGCAGACUUCAAGAAGAGCCGGACAGGAUUCACCUUACUGCUGCCGCAUCAGUAAAACAGCCCAAGGGACACAAUAUAAACUAGUAUUUACCCACAGAAUCAGAGAUGGGGUCUUAAGAUGUUUUCAAACAGGAUUGGAUAAGUCUGUAUACAGUAUAUGGGGAGAAAUGCUUUUAUGCAUUUUGCAAUUGCUUUUUUCUGACCCAAGGACACCACAGUCCUCCUUUAAGAAAUGCACUUUGUCAUUUUAAUAAAACUCCUGAAAAAACUUUACCAUAGUUGAUGCUUUGUUAUUCUGCACUCCCUCCUCUAGUUUUAUUUUUUGCUCAUGAAAUAGCCAUACAGUGUUGUGUCAUGUCUUUUCUAUUGAGGCUGAAUUGUUGUGGUCCAUGUAAUAAUGCUAUUUUAUUAUUUAUCUACAUUUCAGAAGAGAAAGUUCUAUUAAAUGUCCUUAGCACUUUUCAUAACAAUUUACAGCAUAUUUUUAUGUCCUCUAGGAUGGUAUUUUGUAAUGAAUGUAAUUUUUUACUGUGGAGAUGUUACCAAGAGUUUUUUCAUAUAUUAUUGCUUCACAUUUUGUGAUUCAUCCAAGAGAGAUCUACUGUACAACUCUUUAUGUAUUACAAAAACAGAACAACUAUGGAUCUGUACGUUACUGUGCUGUAGUAGUAAUGUAGAAACAGAGGAGUGUUUUUGCUUAUCAGA